Lachancea mirantina is the source of this 1743-nucleotide messenger RNA. The record is from the annotation of a GenBank genome assembly. Lineage: Eukaryota; Fungi; Ascomycota; Saccharomycetes; Saccharomycetales; Saccharomycetaceae.
AUGGUUGGUCAACAACGAAAGAUAAUCGAAAUAAAUGGUGAUAAUGAGAAAAUAAUAUUACCUAUUGUCAAAUUUCCCCCGUUUAGAUUGCGAUCUGCUAUGAUCGAAAAAGAUCCUGUCGUCUGGGUACAUCUGCUAGAAACUUAUAACAAAUAUAUGCAUUUUUUGCUUCGCGAGAAUAAACUGAAUGAAAUCGAUGAAAAGACUUAUUUGGAUCUGUGUGGUCUGGUCAAAAGUUACCUGCAUGAAUUGUCGGACGAAGAAGGCAAACUUUUGAGUUUGGGCAUGAAUGCCGAAGUCAUACAACAGUUGAAGUUGUUAAGAGCGUUUAUGUUCAAUUUGAUUCAAAGGAAAGGGCUUUUGGGCCUUAAUGCGACUCCUGGGAUGACAUGGGAUUUCGUGAGACUUUACGUUCGUGAUAAUGUGAGUACUGUGCAAUCGUUAGUGGUCGGAAAUGUUCAACAGGAGUCCAGCCCGCAGACGACACAGAUAAGUCAUGUCUUUCAAGUUCAUAAGCGUCUUAGGGAGUUGGUGGAAAGUGAAAAAUUUACUAGAGUUGACCUAAAGGCGUUGGAAAGUUUGCUCGCAAACGAUGAAGGCAAUAGAGAGCUGUUUGCAGAUUCUUUUCUGACCGUUAAAUGGAUGGAAGGGCUUGAAGAUUGGUUUGCACAAGGAGCAAGCAAAAAUAAUGAUUUAGCAAGAAAUUUGGCGGUACUAUCGUAUCUGUCCGCUUCAGAGACCCGAAUAGCGGCAGCUGCGGCUGAAUGCCAUAUACGAAGCGCAAAGGAUCUUGCACAAUACCCGCUUUUUGGAUGUAUUGUGACAUGCGAGGCCUUUAGGUUACGAAAGCCACUGUCUUAUCGUCUGAGCUUUAUUCCAGAAGAUUCGCCUUUGACGGAUUUUUCUGCGGGCAUAGAAUUGGUUAAAGAAGUGUUUCCAGCUCUAGCCGAUGACUUGGUGCGAAGACUACUCGAAAAACAUGAAGGUAAGGUUGAGUUGGUAAUAAAUGAUCUGUUUGAGAACCCAUCUCUUGCAAGAGAGUCUGAAAAUAUGCAAGCAAAGGAUGCUUCGGAUACAGUAUUUCAGGAAGACUUGAAACCUGAAGAACAAAUCAGUAAGGACAGCGCGAUGAAACAAGAUGGAGCAGUUCCGGACGAGGCCCGUAAUCGACUUUUGACAAGAACUCUCAAAUUGCUUUACAAGGCCGACGAGGACGAAAGAGACGAUACCUACGACGAAGCUGACGUUCAACACAAGACAAGUGAAGACGCCGAAGGUUCUAACGUUAAAAUGGUAUCAGAAACCGACAAAAUCGAGGGUCGCCUCUGGAAUCUUCUCAAAGAGAACAAGAAUCUUUUCGAGAGAUCUGCUCGGGGCUCGAAAGCUAGAAAAGGUAUAAAGCAAGAAAUAUCCUGGUCUGAUGAACAGAUUGAGGGCUGGGCUAGAAUGAUAGAAAGAAGCCCUCAACGGGCUCAAAUCCUGGAGGAUAAAUAUACGUUUCGCGGCAACUUUCGAUCAGGCAAAAAAAGUUUCAAUCAAAAACGUUACGAUCAGACAGUUGAGCAAACUCCAGGUGAGCCAUCUGACAGACAAAUGACUCCGAAAGUAGCUUCUCCAGCCCGUCCCAACAACAAAGAACAGCAGAGGCGGCAAAAUGCACGAAACGAAAAGAAUAAGGCAAAUAGGGCUAAUCACAACCGAAAAAAUGCCCGCGAUAAAAAAACCGCCAAAGCUACUGUAUAA